Brassicogethes aeneus is the source of this 831-nucleotide messenger RNA. The record is from the annotation of a GenBank genome assembly. NCBI's taxonomy places the organism in Eukaryota, Metazoa, Arthropoda, Insecta, Coleoptera, Nitidulidae.
AUGAGUUUUGAUGAGGGUUUUUUUAUUGACAAUCUUGAAAGUUUUCCCUGCAUUUGGGAUACAAAAUUAAAGGAACAUAAAGACAAAGUGUUUGUGGAAAAUGCUUGGAAGACUAUAGCCCUUAUUAUGGAAAUUCCAGUAAACGAAUGUCAAGACCUUUGGAAAAGUUUAAGGGCUAAAUAUGUCAGGGAAAGGAAAAUGAUUAAAAACAUGCCUUCUGGGUCUGCAGCCUACACCGGUUUUUGGGAACAUUUUAAAAGGAUGGGAUUUUUAUCAAGUCACAUCCAAAUUCGGAGAACAAAGGGUAACAUAUUAAAAAAAUGUCACCCUGCAGGCACUAUUGCUGGGCCUUCUAGUGAGUGUGUGGAAACAUUGGUGGUGGACGAUUUUGGGUCGUUUUUAAAUAAAUCCACUGAUGAUGAUGAAUACAAUAAUGAAUCACAGAUAGAAGAUGCAUCAUAUGAAUUGACUGAAAGUGAAGACAUUCUGCAGUCAACUGAGGAGUCAGACACAACUCGUCCUUCCUCAAGUCACGUAACGGUAGAGGAGGAAAAUUCACUUCUCAGGAGAGAAAGAAAUAAGAAGGGUUUUAAAAGGAAAAGAACUGUGCAAAACCCUGGUGUUGAUGAACUGUUAGAAACUUGUACGAACAUUGGACAAAACUUGAAAAAUUAUAUUCAUGAAAACAACAGCAAUGAAUCUGAAAAAGAUUUUUUUUUUUUAAGUUUAAGAGAGUCAUUUUUAAAAAUUAAGAGUGAGAAGAAAAAGUUACUCCUCAAAGCUAAAAUAUUAACAAUGAUAGCUGAAGAGAUUGAUGAUGAUGAUGAAUAG